UGUUUCUUUUUGGGUUUUCUAUGGAAACAUGACUUGUGAAAUGGAAAUCAUCACAUUGAAUAGUGGUAGUGGGCGUUGAAGACAUUAUUCUGUUGUGUGAAAGCACUCACAAGCGACUUUAUGAACCAAGACAAUCAAAGUUCAUCUAGUGAAAGCGAUCGAGUUGACAAUAGAGAUUGUCCAUGUUUGCAAGGAGGAGUUUGCAGUUGUGAAGGUUCUUGUGCUUGUCGCAUUGUACAAAGCAAGUUUCAACCUUGGAAGGAUACAGCAAAGAGAAUAAGAGAUGUCGUCAUAUUUCCUCUCAUAUCAGGUCUUAUGCUUGGUUUAGGAACUGUCGUUGGAAGACGAUUAGGAGAAGCCUGGUUCUAUCCUAGGGAAACUUAUGCCACCAAGUGAGCAACAGAUUCGCUUCCUUUUUGGGGUUGGAAGGAACAGGGUCCAAUCUUGUAGACACCAAGAUAAGGUUGGAAACGGAGAGAUUCUCAAAGCGAUGUUUUCAAGAAUGGAUAAAUUAGAAUAUUGUGAAACAUGAUGGUAAUCUUUCUUUUGUUCUUU
Molecule: messenger RNA, 555 nt
Organism: Galdieria sulphuraria
Lineage: Eukaryota; Rhodophyta; Bangiophyceae; Galdieriales; Galdieriaceae
Exons: 1
Coding region: 121-396 (91 amino acids)
Source: RefSeq, a predicted model, not a curated record